UAGACUGUCAAGGUGACGUUGAUAUUGGUGCCAACCCAUCAGCCGAAGAAUCAGAGGAGGCUCUUGAAGAUGGACCAAUGAAAGUUAAUAAUAUUAUACAUUCAUUCCGGCUUCAAGAAACUUCAUUUGACAAAAAGGCCUAUACAACUUAUCUUAAAGGAUAUAUGAAAAAGCUUGCUGCACAUGUUCAAAAACAAAACCCAGAUAUUGAUAUAAAGGAAUGGCAAAAAAAAAUUCAGAGUUUCUCAAAGAAAAUAAUUGAUAACGUUAAGGAUUAUCAAUUUUAUACUGGUGAAAGUUUUAAUCAAGAUGGUAUGAUCGCAUUAUUGAAUUAUCGUGAGGAUGGUAUCACACCAUAUUUCACAUUUUUUAAAGAUGGUUUAUCUGAAGAGAAAGUGUAA
Molecule: messenger RNA, 401 nt
Organism: Entrophospora candida
Lineage: Eukaryota; Fungi; Glomeromycota; Glomeromycetes; Entrophosporales; Entrophosporaceae
Source: the annotation of a GenBank genome assembly